This is a messenger RNA of Trematomus bernacchii (emerald rockcod), 717 nucleotides long. RefSeq names its product nectin-4-like. Gene Ontology annotation, biological process: heterophilic cell-cell adhesion; homophilic cell-cell adhesion. Lineage: Eukaryota; Metazoa; Chordata; Actinopteri; Perciformes; Nototheniidae. The transcript has 4 exons. The coding region runs from base 38 to 604 and encodes 188 amino acids. Gene Ontology annotation, cellular component: adherens junction. The record is from RefSeq and is a predicted model, not a curated record.
CACACAUCUUGUUUCUGUCACUUUGUUGGUGUGCACAAUGACUUCCAGCAGAUCCCCCCUCGUUCUUCUGUGGUUCAUUCACAUGACAAUCCCAGUUCUUGAGGCACAACAACUCAAAAUGGAGCCUGAAGUGACGGGAUACCUCGGACAGGAGGUCACCCUGCGAUGCCAAUUCAUCCCGGGACCAGAAGAUGACAUAAUCUCCCAGGUUCAGUGGGAGCUGAAGACACCAGAAGGAGAGGAUAUCCUCAUCAUUGUUUCUAAUGCUAACUCAGGAGUUAGUGUCCAGGACACUUUUCUGAAGGGGAGAGUGAAGAUUGCAGAACAAUCUUUGAUCAUUCAAGAUGUUGAAAUGAGAGAUGCAGGGUCGUACACAUGCAUCGUUACAGCUUUUCCGAGCGGUGUGUUUGAAGGAACCACCCAACUUGUUGUUAAAGAAGGGCUGGGUUCAGAAGGGCUGGGUUCAGAAGGGCUGGGUUCAGAAGGGCUGCACAUAUUACCAAAAAUAAUCACUGCAGGAGUAUUUGUGCUGAUAGUAGGGACCAUGCUGGCCACCACUUUCUUCAUCAUCAGAAAAAGAUACGGUCCAGUGCCAAGUGACUGAACGAGAGGAGGUGAGCUGGGAGAUGGUUUCAGGCCACAUCUUUAAAUUGCCAAAUCACUUUUUGGAUUAGUUUGAACAUUUACCCCAAAAAAAGCAUUAAGUUCUUUGUCUAA